AUGAUCUCCUGCCCACAAGAAAUAAAUCUUUUUAAGAAGAAAGUUAUUGAUGAUCCAAACUGCCCGAUAUGUCUACAGCAGGUAGAAAGCAUUGAACAUGUCAUCUGGGAAUGUGAGGCAGCAAGAGAUGUAUGGGGACUAUACUCUAGGCAGCUACAAAAGAGGAGCAUAAGGAAUCAAUCUUUUAGAGAACUGGUAACCAAUCUCAUGGAGGUUCUAAAUAAAGAGAUGCUUACUGAAAUGGCAGUAGUAGCAUGGAGACUAUGCAAGAGAAGAAAUGAAGCUAUCUUUCAAAAGGUUUUCACCAGCCCCUCGAUCUUAUGGAGACAAAUUCAUCAAAAAUUACAAGACCUCAGUCUCCUGAACCACAAACCUCCACAUUCAAGCUCCUCAAAUGUCAUGGCCAACUCAAUGGACCAGUGGAAAGCACCCCUUAUUGAUCACUACAAAAUCAAUUGGGACGCUGCCAUUGACCACAAGAAUUGUCGAGUGGGCAUUGGCACAAUCAUAAGAAACUGGGAAGGUCAAGUCAUGGGGACCAUGAAGAUGAACAGGCCCCUUUAUCCUGAUCCUUACCUUGCAGAAUCAUAUGCAGCUUUGCAAGCUACUUUACUGGGCGUUAACAUGGGACUUAGGAAAAUAAUUCUGGAAGGAGAUGCUCUCAAAGUUGUCAAAGAGAUAAAUGGAGACAAUGAGAAUUGGGGACAGGCUGGGAUGAUCAUCUCAGAGGUAAAGUAG
Carya illinoinensis is the source of this 738-nucleotide messenger RNA. RefSeq lists its product as uncharacterized. The transcript has a single exon. Gene Ontology annotation, molecular function: RNA-DNA hybrid ribonuclease activity; nucleic acid binding. The coding region runs from base 1 to 738 and encodes 245 amino acids. The record is from RefSeq and is a predicted model, not a curated record. NCBI's taxonomy places the organism in Eukaryota, Viridiplantae, Streptophyta, Magnoliopsida, Fagales, Juglandaceae.